UAAUGCAGCAUUCUUUUGGACACCACACCUAGGUCGGAGCACUGUCGUCCUUUAGGGCUCCAGCCUCUUGAUAUUUUUAUACUUCAGUAUCAGCUCGAUAAAGCAAAAGAGAGAGAGGAAGAGAGGGAGAGAGGAAAGAAGAGAGGGGGAAGGAGGGGUGGGAAUUACACAAAAGGGAGAACCAAAAAUAAUUUUAAUUCCUAAGUUAAUUUGCUUGCUGAUCUGAGGUUUUAGUCAUCAUGAAGGGUAAAUGGACAAUCUGCCCAGGAUCGCAGCCUGAUACCAUUUUUCAAAGCCAGAACUUACUCCAUUUUCUAUGCAAAUAUCAGAAAAGCGAAACACCCUCUCUUCCAAGUCAGAGAAGGGGAAGCGACGGCUCUCAGGUUGGGACAAUAUUAUCUGGAGGAUGAAGAAGAAACCGAACGCUCUUUUUUUUUCCCCCCUUCCUCCCCACCCCUUUCAAUCGGAGGAAAGAAACCUUAAGAUCUGCAAAGCUAAAACCCAAUCUCAGAUAUACUACUAAUAGGCGCGGCGCUCGGACUAUAAAACACAACAAAUCAUAAACCCGGCGGAGCAGCAGCGGCCGUGCGCGCCUCCCUCCCAAUGAGUUCCUAUUUCGUGAACUCCACCUUCCCCGUCACUCUGGCCAGCGGGCAGGAGUCCUUCCUGGGCCAGCUACCGCUCUACUCGUCGGGCUAUGCGGACCCGCUGAGGCACUACCCUGCGCCCUAUGGGCCCGGGCCCGGCCAGGACAAGGGCUUUGCCGCCUCCUCCUAUUAUCCGCCGGCGGGCGGCGGCUAUGGCCGAGCGGCGCCCUGCGACUAUGGCCCGGCGCCGGCCUUCUACCGCGAGAAGGAGUCGGCCUGCGCUCUCUCGGGCGCCGAUGAGCCGCCCCCCUUCCACCCGGAGCCGCGGAAGUCCGACUGUGCACAGGACAAGAGCGUGUUCGGCGAGCCCGAGGAGCAGAAGUGUUCCACGCCCGUCUACCCCUGGAUGCAGCGGAUGAAUUCGUGCAACAGUUCCUCCUUUGGGCCCAGCGGCCGGCGCGGCCGCCAGACUUACACGCGCUACCAGACCCUGGAGCUGGAGAAGGAGUUUCACUACAACCGCUACCUGACCCGCCGGCGGCGCAUCGAGAUCGCGCACGCCCUGUGCCUGACCGAGCGCCAGAUCAAGAUCUGGUUCCAGAACCGCCGCAUGAAGUGGAAAAAGGAGAGCAAAUUGCUCAGCGCAUCUCAGCUCAGUGCGGAGGAGGAGGAAGAAAAACCAGCGGAGUGAAGGCGCUGGAAAGGGAGGGGGGAAGCGAAAGGAGAGGCCUGUGGGGAGCCGUGGGCAUCGGAGAGCCCUGAGAAGGCUCUGCAGGCGGGGGAGCCCGGGGACCUGCUCUCCAGCACAGACAGGUGGGGCCCAGCGCUCUCCUGGACGCCCCCGCCUGCAGAGCUCUCGCUAGGUGCUUGGGAGGCCGUGCCUCCUGAGCCCACCCAGACCCCUCGCGCCCUCUCUAUCCCCGUGGAACCCGCCUCAGCCCGAUCAGCCCCUCACCCCGUGAGAACUGAGGACCGGACUCACUCGAUGUUUCCUGGAAGCAGAGCAAAAAACACUCCUGUCCGUGUCGCGUCUCAUUUCGUCCAUGUCCCCCGUGCACGGUUCAAUGGUAGCUUCACAGUCCCCUCAGCGGGGGCCUCGAAGACUCCCUGAUCCCAGACCUCUCUCCUACCCCCUCCCCAAAGCCACUGGAAGGAGCACAUACUACCUAGAAGUAAGAAGAGGAGCCUCAGAAGAAAACAAAGUUCUAUUUUAUUAAUUUUCUAUGUGUUGUGUUUGUAGUCUUGUCUUAGCUCGGGACGUGAAAUACUUCGGUAAUAAUAUUAAUAUUAUUAUUAAUGAUGAUAAU
This is a messenger RNA of Hipposideros armiger (great roundleaf bat), 1894 nucleotides long. It is a transcript of the gene HOXB6, whose product is annotated as homeobox B6. Gene Ontology annotation, cellular component: nucleus. The transcript has 3 exons. Gene Ontology annotation, molecular function: RNA polymerase II cis-regulatory region sequence-specific DNA binding; DNA-binding transcription factor activity, RNA polymerase II-specific. Lineage: Eukaryota; Metazoa; Chordata; Mammalia; Chiroptera; Hipposideridae. The record is from RefSeq and is a predicted model, not a curated record. Bases 604 to 1278 code for a protein of 224 amino acids. Gene Ontology annotation, biological process: anterior/posterior pattern specification; regulation of transcription by RNA polymerase II.